ACGCCCAGGGAGGUCAACGUCACUGCUCUGCGCCGGAAGACCCGAUUUUCUCGUUCUCGUACCUCAUUCAUACCCCUUCCUCGGUGCCUAAAAUCCUGGGAUAUGAGCCGGAAGAGACAUCGCCUGGUACCUGAGACCUUCGGAUUGAAGAGACAGCGGAAGCAAGGGCCUGUAGAAUCGGAUCCUCUGGGGAGCGAGCCAGGGUCAGCGCGCGCGGCAGUCUCGGAGCUAGUGCAGCUGUUCCCCCGAGGCCUGUUCGAGGAUGCACUGCCGCCCAUCGUGCUGAAGAGCCAGGUGUACAGCCUCGUACCUGACCGGACGGUGGCCGACCGGCAGCUGAAGGAUCUUCAAGAGCAGGGGGAGAUCAGAAUCAUCCAGCUGGGCUUUGACUUGGAUGCCCAUGGAAUUAUCUUCACCGAGGACUACAGGACCAGAGUCCUCAAAGCCUGUGAUGGCCGGCCAUAUGCUGGGGCCGUGCAGAAGCUUCUGGCUUCAGUGCUUCCAGCCUGUGGGGACCUUAGUUUCCAGCAGGACCAAAUGACACAGACCUUUGGCUUCAGGGACCCAGAGAUCACGCAUCUGGUGAACGCUGGAGUCUUCACUGUCCGAGAUGCUGGGAGCUGGUGGCUAGCUGUGCCCGGAGUUGGGAGAUUCAUCAAGUACUUUGUUAAAGGGCGCCAGGCUGUUCUUGGCAUGCUCCGGAAGGCCAAGUACCGGGAGCUACUCCUGUCAGAGCUCCUCGGCCGGCGGGCACCUGCUGCAGUGCGGCUUGGCCUUGCCUACCAUGUGCAUGACCUCAUUGGGGCCCAGCUGGUGGACUGCAUCUCCACUACUUCUGGAACCCUCCUUCGCCUGCCAGAGACUUGAGGAUUCUGCUCGUUGUUGCACAGCUCCCCAGAGUGGGUCAAGAGUGGCCUGGGAGUGCUGCCUGACAGUGGCUGAGACAGGGUCACCUUGGGAAGGUUUGGGAGCCAGGAUGAGUGCUGGGCUCUCAUCUGUGCGGAGGGUCAGAUGUGGCUGCUGCUGUUUGCUUGGGCUCUGGCCCAGUGAUGGGGUUUGGGCAAUACUUCUCUGCCCUUCCAUGAAAGUGGAACCUGAGACUGUGCCAUGGUUGUUACUGUUCCCUUUCAUGUAAAAAGGUGCUAUUUUUACUCUCUCUUGAGAUAGGAAGGUGGGAUUUCUGGGGAGGCUAGUGAAGGAGGGCAGUGUUCUCUUCCCUACAUGUCGUGUUGAAAUUGCCAAAUAAAGUACAUCUGCUUAUGAUA
Molecule: messenger RNA, 1265 nt
Organism: Carlito syrichta (Philippine tarsier)
Lineage: Eukaryota; Metazoa; Chordata; Mammalia; Primates; Tarsiidae
Gene: WHR1
Product: serine/threonine kinase 19
Exons: 7
Coding region: 103-867 (254 amino acids)
Biological process (GO): protein phosphorylation; positive regulation of Ras protein signal transduction
Molecular function (GO): protein serine/threonine kinase activity
Source: RefSeq, a predicted model, not a curated record